This is a messenger RNA of Physeter macrocephalus (sperm whale), 6245 nucleotides long. It is a transcript of the gene CIP2A, whose product is annotated as cellular inhibitor of PP2A. The coding region runs from base 83 to 2809 and encodes 908 amino acids. The transcript has 21 exons. The record is from RefSeq and is a predicted model, not a curated record. Lineage: Eukaryota; Metazoa; Chordata; Mammalia; Artiodactyla; Physeteridae.
AUUUUUAAAAAGCGCGGGGCAAGCUAGAGAACCGAGCUGGUACGGUGGUGGUAGUCCCGAAGCGGGACUGUGGCGGGUCCCGAUGGACAACACCGCCUGCUUGAAGUCCUUGCUUCUGACCAUUAGUCAGUAUAAAGCAGUUAAGUCGGAAGCGAACGCCACCCAGCUUUUGCGGCACUUGGAGGUAAUUUCUGGACAGAAGCUCACCCGAUUGUUUACAUCAAAUCAGAUACUACCAAGUGAAUGCUUAAGUUGCCUUGUAGAGCUACUUGAAGACCCAAACAUAAAUGCUUCACUGAUCUUAAGUAUCAUCAGUUUGCUAUCUCAACUAGCUGUAGACAAUGAAACCAGAGACUGUCUUCAGAAUACGUACAGCCUGAAUAGUGUGCUGGCCGGAGUGGUUUGUCGGAGCAGUACUUGCCACAAUGAUUCAGUGUUUUUGCAGUGCAUUCAGCUUCUGCAGAGGUUAACAUAUAACGUCAAAAUUUUGCAUUGUGGUGCCAAUAUAGAUGAAUUAAUUACAUUCCUGAUUGAUCGUAUUCAGUCUUCUGAAGAUGAGCUGACAAUGCCUUGUCUAGGAUUAUUGGCAAAUCUUUGUCGGCACACUCUUUCUGUUCAAACGCACAUAAAGACUUUGAAUAAUGUGAAAUCUUUUUAUCGAGCUCUUAUAAGCUUCCUGGCCCAUAGUAGUUUAACUGUGGUUGUGUUUGCACUUUCAAUAUUAUCCAGUUUGACAUUAAACGAAGAGGUUGGGGAAAAGCUGUUCCAUGCUCGAAACAUUCAUCAGACUUUUCAACUAAUAUUUAAUAUUCUCAUAAAUGGUGAUGGCACACUAACUAGGAAGUAUUCAGUUGAUCUACUGAUGGAUCUUCUUAAGAAUCCUAAAAUUGCUGAUUAUCUUAUCAGGUAUGAACACUUUUCUUCAUGUCUUAAUCAAGUAUUAGGUCUUCUUAAUGGAAAGGAUCCUGAUUCUUCUUCAAAGGUUUUAGAAUUACUUCUUGCGUUCUGUUCAGUGACUCAGCUGCGCCACGUGCUUACGCAGAUGAUAUUUGAACAACCUCCAUCUGGCAGCACCAUUCUGGGAAGCCGUUCUAAGUGUUUAGAACCUCCUGUAGCUCUACUUCGUUGGUCAAGCCAACCUUUGGAUGGAUCAGAAAACUGUUCUAUUUUAGCACUGGAGUUGUUCAAGGAAAUAUUUGAGGAUGUCAUAGAUACUGCUAACUGCUCCUCAGCUGACCGUUUUGUGACCCUUCUGCUGCCUACAUUCCUUGAUCAGCUUCAGUUCACAGAGCAAAAUCUAGAUGAGGCCUUAAUAAGGAAAAAAUGUGAAAGGAUGGUCAAGGCCAUUGAAGUUUUGUUAACUCUGUGUGGAGAGGAUGCUCUAAAAAUGCAUAUUGCAAAAAUUCUGACGACUAUCAAAUGUACCACUCUGAUAGAGCAACAAUUUACAUAUGGCAAGAUUGAUCUGGGGUUUGGAACAAAGGUAGCAGAUUCUGAAUUGUGCAAACUUGCUGCUGAUGUAAUUUUGAAAACUCUUGAUUUGAUGAACAAACUUAAACAGUUGGUUCCUGGUAUGGAAGUAAGCUUCUAUAAAAUCCUUCAGGAUCCUCGCCUGAUUACUCCCUUGGCUUUUGCUUUAACAUCAGACAGUAGAGAACAAGUACAGUCUGGAUUGGGAAUAUUAUUGGAAGCUGCUCCACUGCCAGAUUUUCCUGCAUUAGUACUUGGAGAAAGUAUAGCAGCAAACAACACCUAUAGACAACAGGAAACAGAACAUAUGCCCAGAAGAAUGCCUUUGCAAUCAUUAAAUCACAGUUUUCCAACAUCAGUAAAAUGUUUAACUCCUCCACUUUUGAAAGAUAGAGUUCCUGGAUUGAACAUUGAGGAAUUAAUAGAGAAGCUUCAGUCUGGAGUUGUGGUAAAGGAUCAGAUUAAUGAUGUGAGACUAUCUGACAUAAUGGAUGUAUAUGAAAUGAAACUAUCCACAUUAGCUUCCAAAGAAAGCAGGCUACAAGAUCUCUUGGAAGCAAAAGCUCUGGCCCUUGCACAAGCUGAUAGACUGAUUGCUCAAUAUCGCUGUCAAAGAACUCAAGCUGAGACAGAAGCACGGACACUUGCUAAUAUGUUGAGAGAAGUUGAGAGAAAAAAUGAAGAGCUUAGUAUGUUGCUGAAGUCACAGCAGGUUGAAUCAGAAAGAGCCCAGAGUGAUAUUGAGCAUCUCUUUCAACAUAAUAGGAAGUUGGAGUCUGUGGCUGAAGAACACGAAGUACUGACAAAAUCCUACAUGGAACUUCUUCAGAGGAAUGAAACUGCUGAGAAGAAGAACAAAGAUUUACAGGUCACGUGUGAUUCUCUAAAUAAACAAAUUGAGAGUGUGAAAAAGUUGAAUGAGUCACUCAAGCAACAAAAUGAAAAAACUAUUGCCCAUCUAAUAGAGAAAGAAGAACAGAGAAAAGAAGUACAGAACCAACUGGUAGACAGAGAAUGUAAGCUAGCAAACCUGGCACAAAAAAUUAAAGUACAAGAAGAAAAGAUUGAAGCCUUACAAAGAGAAACGGAAGAUAAAGAAGAAGCCAUUGGUGUCCUUAGAAAAGAAUUAAAUAGAACAGAUCAAAUAAGAAAAGAAUUGAGCAUUAAGGCUUCCUCCCUAGAAGUUCAGAAGGCUCAGUUAGAAGGUCGUUUGGAAGAGAAAGAGUCCCUGGUGAAACUUCAGCAAGAGGAGUUGAACAAACACUCUCAUAUGAUAGCAAUGAUCCACAGUUUAAGUGGUGGGAAAAUAAAUCCAGAAACUGUGAAUCUCAGUAUAUAGAUAUGUAUUUAUCUACUGGGAAGGUGGGGUAGGGAAGGUAAUUUGUGACUCUAAAACAAGAGCAAAUUAUUAUCUAAUUAUUAAUUUAGUAAAGAACCUGAUCUGAUACAUGUUUUUAUUUGGUCUUAAAGUUUUACUUCUUGUUUCUGGAUUUUAUUGCUUAAAGCUUUCUUUGGUUUUUACUUCAGAAUAUUCUUCUUAGCCUCCAUUAUUGUUUUUUCUAAGUGUUUUCUUUUUCCUUAGUCGCUUUCCACUCUCUUCUGCUUGUUUAAUUUAUUCUCAUUUGUGAUUAGAUUUUUAAAAUCAGAUGUCAGUGAAUUUAUUUUUCCUUCUACUUUUAUUGAGAUAUGAUUGACACACAGUACUGUAUGAGUUUAAGGUAUACAACAUAAUAAUUUGACUUACAUACAUUAUGGAGUGGUGACCACAGUAGGUUUAGUGAACAUCCAUAAUCUCAUAGAAACAACAUCAAAGAAAUAGAAAAAAAGGUUUUUUCCCUUGUGAUGAGAACUCUUAGGAUUUAUUCCCUUAACAACUUUCACAUAUGAGGUAAAGAAAGUGUUAAUUAUCUUUAUCAUGUUGUACAUCUCUAGUACUUUGUCUUAUAACUGGAAAUGUGUACCUUUUGAUCACUUUCAUCUGAUUCCCCCUUCAUCCCCACUCAGUGAAUCUAAAAUAACUUUAUUACUGCAUUGAAAAUGUAGUAAGAUACAUGGUAUAAGUUCUAAAUUUUUUAAACAUGCAGUGAAUAUUUGCAGAAAUAAUGUAUAAAAGUUAGAAAAUAGCUGAUAUAUUGUGACUGUAUUGUUUGUCACAUAAAAAACUGUAGUAACUUACAGAAUUAUCAAUAUUUAUGAAUUUCUUACGAUUACAUACAGAUAACUUGGAUUCUACCUUUGCCACAUAUUCAGAAAUUUAUUAUUUGUUAAUUCUGAUGUGAAUUUCAUUUGAUAUAUUGCCUUUCAUUUACAUAGUUUUUAAUUAGGCUGUUUAAUUUUAAAGCAUGACUUAAAUGUCCUUAUUUAUGUAUCUCUUUAAUACAAGGGAGGGCUUCCCUGGUGGCGCAGUGGUUGAGAGUCCGCCUUCCGAUGCAAGGGACACGGGUUUGUGCCCCAGUCCGGGAGGAUCCCACAUGCCGCGGAGCGGCUGGGCCCUUGAGCCAUGGCUGCUGAGCCUGUGCAUCUGGAGCCUGUGCUCCGCAACGGGAGAGGCCACAGCAGUGAGAGGUCUGCGUACCGCAAAAAAAAAAAAAAAAAAAAAACAAGGGAAUUUUUCAGUUCUCUUCAUCUGAAUCAAAUGUUCUAAGUAGUAUUUACAAAGAGUUUUUAUAUUAAAAAUUUUGGUUGAUUUUAUUGCUAUGCUAUUACAACCAUUGAUUUUACUUGGUAUUUUCUUCACUGUUUGUAUCUGUUUGACUUAGGUAACUUAGAUUUACUUCUGUUUUUCAACCAUAGUAUAUCUGAAUUUAUAUUUAGAAAAUACAUUUUUAUAAUUCACUAUUUACAUUAAAUAAUAUCAAACUAAUAGUUCUGUAUAUUUGUAUACAUUUUGUACAGUUACGCAAAUUUUUUAAAAAGCAUUGUGUAACACAUUUUAAAUUGCUACUCUUUUCAUAAGGGGUACAUUCUGUUUCUUUUUGAAACUGCAUGCAUUUUCAAUUUAAUAUGAAAAAAAUGUUGAAAUGGAGAUAUAUGACUGAAGAGCAAAAGGCCCUUUAAGAUAAAAACCAAAAAAUUCUAUAAAAUAAAUACAUAAAUGAACCAAAGAGUUCUAGGGAAAAAUCAAGCUAAUUUUACAGUUUAGACAUCUCAAGACACUGAGCCUAGCCAAGGGCUGCCCAGUUGAACUUUUUGUGGUGAUGGAAAUGUUCUGUAUCUAUGCUGUCCAGUACCAUAGCCUUUAGCCACGUGUGGCUGCUGAGCACUUUAAAUGUGUCUAGUGCAGUGGAAUAAUUGAAUUUUUAAUUUUAUUUAAUUUUAACUGUAAUUGCCAUCCUACUGGACAGUGCAGAUCUAGCCAUUCUUGCAAGUAUGCAUUUGUUUAAGCCACUCAGUUUGCCUAUUGUUAAAGACCUAUAUAGGCAGAGACUCCAUAUGUUUUUCAGCCUUUCUUUAAUACAGUAGUUUUAACCUGUUAAUCUCUUCUCCCUGAAGAAGAAAAGCCAUAUUUCAGUUUUAAAGGUGAGUACUAAUUGUCAUCUGUCUUCACUUCUCUUUUUUCAUAGUCUUUCUGUCUCUCGUAGCAUCUUUCAUAUUGUUCCUGUUGUGUUGUUUUUCUUAACCUUAGUAUGUUGGCUACCUUUUUUUUUUUUUUGGUUUUUGGUUCUGUGUACCUCAGAUCAGAAAAACAAGUGUGCAUGUGUAAAUGUGUGUAUUUUUUCUUCUUUUGUAAAAAAUUUUAUUUUAAGCAAGUUUGAGUCACUACCAUUGUCAGAGUUUUACAAAUGAUUUCUGUGUGUGUAUUCCCAUUUCUUAAUGGGGAAUACAAAACUAAGUAAACACAUCAUUAUAUUAGAAUUGUUCAUAUUCUCUAAGAAUUUUGCUAUAAAGAGUUUGAAUCCAAGUGUACAUUAACACACUUCCUUAUACUGUUUACACUUGCUACUUGAACAAAUAGAGUUUCCAUGGCUGAUUGGAGUUAUACUAAACUGUCAUCUAUUUAAUGUCAGGGCAGAAAAAAAAUGCUCAUUAAAAGUUUAAUGCUGUGUUUUGGGAGAAAAUUGUCAGAGUAGUGCCCUUUUAGUUUUCUUUAUUAUAUGUUGCAAAAACUAGUUAUUUAUGUUAAGGAUGUAGUGAGGUUCUAUCCUGAGUUAGGACUGUUAGUUAAAUGAAAAUGUAACUGAAUUUCAACUUCUACUUGAGGCUCAUUCUUAUAUGUUUUAGGUACCUCUAAUCAAGGUAUAGUCACUGAAAUACAUAACCCUAUUUUACUUAGAUUUUUUUUCUUUUCCUCUUUUCAAAUAGUUAUGAAUUGUAUUUACUACUUUGCUUUUGACUUGCCUACUGUUGGAUAAAACACAUGUCCUGUGUGUGACUUAAUUCCUUUGCAGAAAUCAGCAUACAUUUUCUGUAAAGGGCCAGGUAGUAAAUAUUUUAGGUUUCGUGAGACAUACGGUCUCUCUUACAAAUACUUAACUCUGCAAUUGUAGCAUGAAAGUAGCCGUCCACAGUACGUAAAUAAAUGGGCAUUGCUGUGUUCUGAUAAAAUUUUAUUUACAAAAGCAGUUGAAACUUUGCUAUUAAAUGUUAUAUCUUACUGAUUAAUUUGACCCUUUUAUCAUUAAGAAAUGUAUCACUUUAUCUUUGGCAAUCCUUGUCUUCACAUCUAUUUUAUUUGAUAUUAAUAUAGCCUUUUUAUGUUUUCUGUUGGCCUGGUAUAUCUUUUUUUUUUUAUCAACUUUUAACCUGUGUCUUAUAAAAUGCAUGACUUGUAGACA